AUGAAGACCGCUCGUAUAUCAGUAGAUAAUAUUCGUGUAUCGUGUCGAUUUCGUCCACCUAAUGCUUCCGAACGGCAUAGUCCCUUUUGUGUGGAUUUAGAUGGAUCUAAACAUGUUAUUUGCAAAACCCUUCAAACACCACGAGGUGUGGCUGUUGGAUAUCAACAAGCCUCAAGUCCACGUGGAGGAUUAACAGAUGAAUCGGGUUCUCUUAGUGGUUCUGCUAGUCUAUCAUAUGAUUAUUCUCGUUAUUCCUUUUCUUGUGUGUAUGGACCUGAUACCACACAAGAGGAAUUAUACAAUGAUGUCGCUUCGCCUAUUGUAGAUGAUGUGAUGAAUGGAUACAAUGGCACGAUUCUGGUGUAUGGACAAACUGGAAGUGGAAAGACACAUACCAUGUUUGGUCCUAAUAACACGCUUGGCAGCAGUAGCAGUAGCAAUAGCGGUAGUAAUAAUAAUACUAUUACUACUACUACUACAAACACGAAUUUAAAUAGUACUUCACAUUUAACAGGUGGUCCAUCCGUUCCACCGAUACUUCAUAAUAAAACGAAUCCACUUCAUAGCGGUAUUGCCCCUAGAGCAUUGCGGCAUAUUUUUCAUUCCAUUCGCACUUCCGAUGCGGGUGUGGAGUUUGAAAUCCGCCUCAUGUGUGUAGAAGUAUAUAUGGAGCAGGUGCGGGAUCUUCUCACGGGUGAAAUCCGCCACGUCCGGGAGGAUCCCACCGGCUUCUACGUUGCGAACUGCGCCCAGCCGUACAUUUCACACCCCGACGAGGCCCUUCAACUCCUGCGGGCGGCACUGCGCCGGCGAGUCACCAGCGGCACGGCGUACAACGACGCGAGCAGUCGAAGUCACUGCGUGGUGAGCAUCACCGUGCGGAGUACGAGCCACACGCAACACGAGGCCCGCGUGGGAAAACUAUUUCUGGUCGAUCUCGCCGGCUGUGAGAAGGUCUCCCGCACACAAGCCGAUGGAUUGCAGUUGGAAGAGGCCAAACGUAUUAAUAAAUCACUUACAACACUUGGGCACGUGAUUGUAUCCCUCGCAGAGCGGCACUCCCACAUCCCCUAUCGUGAUAGUAAACUUACACGUAUAUUGAAAGACUCAUUAGGUGGGAACUCCCGCACGGCUCUUGUUGUCUGUUGUAGUCCAUCACAGUUAAAUGCACAUGAAACCAUCUCCUCUUUACGAUUUGGUGCACGUGCACAAAAUGUCUGCAAUCGGGCCGUUGUGAAUCGACAACUCACGAUGGAAGAACUUAAAAGUAUGUUAGAUAUUGCUAAACUGGAGAUACGAAAAUUAAGACGAAUGUUAAAGGAACGGGGUCUUGGUAAUCAUAAUAAAAGUAGUCUACUACUAGCCUCAUCAUUAUCACCCAAGUCGUUAACAUCUAUCUCAUCUCCACAAGCAUCAUCACUACUACUACCACCACCAACAACAACAACAACAAGAACAAGAACAAGAACAAGAGAAAUCAUAGGAUCCGCAGAAGCGGGGUUAAUAAACACACAAGGAUUGGCAUCCCCUACACAAGAUGAAACUGGAUCUCGUUCAGUUUGGGAAACGGCUACAGAUGAUGAAAGUGUAGAAGUACUUCUUCAUCAAGAGGCUCGUGAACAACUUUCUUUAAGUGAUCUUAGAGCUGAGGUGGAACGUCUACGGGAUGCCUUGCGAGAUGCGGAAAGUAGAAUAGAUACACUUCGUACACAAUACACCGCACAGACCGCGUUAGUCCAAAUUCUUCAGGAGGAAAGUACCGUCUGGGAGGAGGAAUUUACAAAAGUGAUGCGGGAGGUGUAUGCCCAGCGACGUUGUGCCGAUCAUUAUCGUGCACUUCUGCAAGAGGCACGAGAUGGAGAGGGACUUUUACCACGACAACUCUCUUCCUAUAUGGAACAACUGCGUGGUAUUCGUCUGAUGUUGGAACAAUAUAAUGAAGAAGUCUCUUUGCCAAGCCGUCGUGCCAGUCAGAAGUUGUGUGGAAUGACUUCACCACAGUCUACAACGGUUCAUCAUAAUAAUAAUAAUAAUAAUAAUAAUAACCACAACAACAACGCUGACAAUAAACACAUACAAUCCAAAGAAUGUACAACAACAACAAACACUGCUAAUGAUACUACUACUAUUACUACUACUACUACUACUAAUAAUAAUAAUAAUAAUAAUAAUAAUAAUAAUAAUAAUACCACUACUGGAGUAGAACCAGUGACGGAAGCAUCCUCCUUUCAGAGUUCAUGUAAUCAAAUCCUUGUAAAUGUCACAUCCUCCAUGGGAGAUGCACAGACGCAGAAUGGUGUAUCAAUCACACUUCAAGAUGAUAAACCGUGUAGUCACCGUAUGAAUAACGGCAUUAAUAGUAAUAAUAAUAGUAAUAGUAAUAAUAAUCAUCAUGAUGAUGAUAAUGUGGUGCAAGCGCAUGAAUUACUAAUGGAUCGUUUGAAUGCUGCUGUGGAUGAACUGGAGCAGUUGCGGAACUCUAAUGGAGCUCUAACGUUAGAAUUACAACUCGCCGAAAAGAAGUUGUCCAUCCGCCAUGAACGUAUUGAAACGUUAAAAUUUGCCCUUCGACAGGAGUGUGCGGCAAGUCAAGAACUUCAACAAACACUUGAAAAUGAGCGGACAAACCACAGAGCUCAACUCGUGGAAGCCCGCAAUGAUGCCCUCUACUGGCGACAGCGGUAUGAUGAUCUUCUUCACAACUCCCACACAAGCAGCAGAAGAAGAGAAAUGGAACGGACUUCACGGCAUCGGAGUAAAACACCAGCGCUGGAGGUGGCGCUCUCCGCCCGCAGUCAUCGUCCAUCGGCGUUAUCUCCAUCGUCUGUGGCCCCGCACGAUAUGAAUUCGCCGACUUCUCUCAGUCAUGGUAUUCUCGUGAAAUCCAUCAGAGGAGGUGGUGGUGGUUACAAGGAAAGGAAAGAAGAGCGAUAA
Molecule: messenger RNA, 2934 nt
Organism: Trypanosoma theileri
Lineage: Eukaryota; Euglenozoa; Kinetoplastea; Trypanosomatida; Trypanosomatidae
Product: kinesin heavy chain
Exons: 1
Coding region: 1-2934 (977 amino acids)
Biological process (GO): microtubule-based movement
Molecular function (GO): ATP binding; microtubule binding; microtubule motor activity
Source: RefSeq, a predicted model, not a curated record